AUGGCCUACAUCGAGCCACGCCUCAUCCACCUGCUGAACGAUUCCACCACGCCGCAGCUCGCUCACGCUGAUCUCCCGCCCAUUCGCCUGGCCUUCUCCCGUCCCUCCGAGCGACCCUUUCCUCUCGAGCCUGACACGAGCCAUCGCGAAGAUCAGUCCAACGCCCCGUCUCUCGCCACCAGUCACGGAGCUGUCGACGACGGCUUUCUGGGACGGGAGCAGAGGAAGGAAGAUGAGUUCAUGCUCGAUCGGGGCGCAUUCAACGGCACUGCGCACUUGCAGCUAAGACUGCUCCUCAGCGAAGAUCGAGACACGGCAGACUCCUCCUUCUCUAUAAGCAAAAUUCUCGAUGAGGUGCCCGACAGCAAGGACGACACGGCCACCAAGAAGAGACACCGCACUAUCACAAACAAGGACGACUUUGUACAACUUCCACAGCCGGUCAAGAAGCAGAAGCCCAUCCAGCCCCAAGUCAUGCCGGCCAUGCCGCCCAUCAUCAACGGCUUGCACGAACCGCCUCCCGACGCUGCUCUCUUCCCACCCAUUGCCUCCAACGACUUCAACGAACCUGAGAGCAAUCAGCUGAAGCCCAUGCGGGAGUUCGCGCCUGUGCCGGAAGACAAGGAGACGGAGAAACCCACCGAGACCGAGCCGGCGCCAAGCAAGAAUGCGAAAGCCAACAACAGCAAAACCAGGAAAAAGGCCAUGAAGCCGAGGAGGAAAUGGUCCGAAGCCGAGACGAAUCACUUGCUUCUGGGAGUCAAUCGCCAUGGCGUUGGCAAGUGGACUGACAUCCUCGCGGAUCCCGAUUUCAAUUUCAACGACCGCACCGCUGGUGAUCUCAAGGACCGCUUCCGCACCUGUUGUCCAAACGAGCUGCGUAGGAGCAACAGCGACCCCAAGCUUGCGUCUCUUGCCGUGCCGCCGACAACUCCGAUGGAACCGAAGGCCAAGGCUAAGGCGAAGACCGGGCUCUUGUCCGAAAACAUACUCAUUGCACAGGAAGAACCCGCCUUGGGGGACCAGUUGCAGAUCCCACAAGCCGACUCUGACGCGUUCCCCAAAAUGAAAAAGAGCAGGGCGCACAGGAAGAAGCUGGAAGACUUGGCCGAGCUAGGCAUUCAUGGGCCAUUUAAGAAGUCUCAUAGGCGCGAAAGGCGACCAUUCACAGACCAAGAUGAUAAACAGAUACUAGAAGGCCUGGACAAAUACGGGCCUGCUUGGACCAAGAUCCAGAGAGAUCAGCGCUUCAGCCUCUCAGGGCGGCAACCCACGGAUCUCAGGGACAGAGUGCGGAACAAGUACCCUAGUGUGUAUGCCAAGAUUGAAAAGGGUCUGUUCCAACCCCAAGAUGGCAGAGGGGGCGACACGCUUGAGCCUACGGUCAGCAUGAGCAUCACCAACAACUUACAGCCGAACCGGCCUCCCCCAAUGGAGGCGACAUUAAACCGAGUCAACUCUAAGGAGGACUUGCCCAGGUGGCCACUGUCCGUCCUCGACAACGGAGAACUGCCUGUUGUUCCGCAGGUCUUUGACUUUGGCGAAACCACAACAGUCGCGUUCAUGGGCAGCGCGGGUGAGAUGGACAUUUCCCGCUUGUUGCUGGACGACUCGCAGGUUGGCAACUCGGCACGGUAUGCGCCUGAUCAGACGUCAGACUCGACGUCACCCUGA
This is a messenger RNA of Colletotrichum graminicola M1.001, 1674 nucleotides long. Its product is annotated as MYB DNA-binding domain-containing protein. The transcript has a single exon. The record is from RefSeq and is a predicted model, not a curated record. The coding region runs from base 1 to 1674 and encodes 557 amino acids. Lineage: Eukaryota; Fungi; Ascomycota; Sordariomycetes; Glomerellales; Glomerellaceae.